This is a messenger RNA of Saccostrea echinata, 1698 nucleotides long. Its product is annotated as surface protein-like. The transcript is spliced from 4 exons. The record is from RefSeq and is a predicted model, not a curated record. The coding region runs from base 189 to 1529 and encodes 446 amino acids. Lineage: Eukaryota; Metazoa; Mollusca; Bivalvia; Ostreida; Ostreidae.
AAUAUGUUACUUAUCUUUUAUUGUUGUGGUAUGGCCAAAUUGACAGAUACAUGGGCAAAUUAGUAGAGGCGUAAUAGGUUAGAUAAACCCAUAACUACCGAGAAACAUAAACAGGGACCGCAGAGAAGGCGAUGCUAGUUUAUUUGGGACCCUUUUCUUCACUUUAGCUGACAAGUUCUUAAUCCACCAUGCAUUCAACAGCAUUGUUUGUUUGUCUGUUCCUAGCAACGGCGUCUGGUAUGACAAUAUGGAAACCCAAUAUGCCAGACAAUAAAUACAAGUUAAAGAAUGAAGCAACAAUUGCCUCCCCUGAAUUAAUGCCCGUGACAGCAGGAGGAUCCGUUCAAGCAUCAGCUUCGAACAAUAUGGUUGAGAAUAUGGUUGCUGCAAGUAUAGCUACAGAGGGAGACACAAAUCUUGUAGAGGGUGCAGCAGAGGUUGCUGGUAACGUUGUUGAGGGUGCACAGGAAAUGGCAGGAAAUGUUGUUGAAAACGUGCAAGAGGGGGCUGAAAAUGUAGUCGAGGCCGUUGGUAAUGUUGGAGAAAACAUUGCUGAAGUCGGAGCAAACGCUGUGGAAAAUGUUGCAGAAGGUAUGGAGAAAGGAGCAGAAAUGAUUGCAGAGGGUGCUGAAAAUGUCGUAGAGGGUGUAAAAGAAGUCAUUGACGAUGGUUUACCCAAUCCGCUCUUGUCAGGAAGAGGUGACACAGAUAAUACAUUAGACAUUGGGGAAGUUGAUGAUAAAGAGUUAGAGAUGGAAACUUCUCUCAGAGACAGCAAAAGUCGAGAAAUUGGAGCUUCUGGUCGUCUGCGUAUUAGCGGAGACUCGGGUGAAGAUUCAAAUGGUGACGGAAAUAGCGACAGCGAGGAAAUAGAUUCUAAUUCUGGAGAAGAUUCAAACGGCGACGGCGACAGCGACAGUGAAGAACGAGGAGGAAGAUCAUACUACAGUCGCCGAAGAUCAUCAGAUUCUGGUGAAGAUUCAAAUGGUGAUGGAGACAGUGAUAGUGAAGAGAGAAGUGGAAGACGCCGGGGUAGCAGACGAGGAAGAUGGUGGAGACGAGGUGGAAGGGGUUCUGAUUCUAGCGCGGAUAGUGGAAGUUCAAGCCGAGGCUCUGAUUCCAGUGACGAAAGCAGUGACAGUGACGGGGACGACAGCGGGUCAGACUCCAGCAGCAGUGACUCUAUGGAAGAUGAUUUCGAUUACUUUGAGGAUAUGAAUGAUUUUUGGAUGAAUGGUGGCUCCAGAUCUUCAAGCAGACGAAGUGAAAAUGGAAACCUUAAUUUACAAACAUCUAGUCAAUCUAGUUCCAGUCCAGGUUAUCAAAGAGGGGACAUGAGAAGAAUUAUCUCCCAGAUCAGAAACAAUGGCGGAGCAGUCAUUUCUCUACCCGAGGCCAGGUCUAAUACCAUGGUUCAUUUCUUUGUCAAAUGGAGAAAGUCAAAUAUUUCUAGGAAAGGACAGAAAAUGUUUAUCAGAACACCCGAGGCAACUGUUGCAAUUUUACGUCACCCAAAUCGUCGAAAUUAGUUUAAAUUGAACAUAUUCAAGUUACCUUGCACAGAUACAUUGUAACUCAUGUAUAUAAAUGAAGCACACGUGAAUGUUUAAAAAAGUGUUAAUCUCUGACAACAUGAUAUCAUAUACUCUCAUUUGAUGAAAACAUUUUACAAUAAAUAAUUAGGCUUAUACGUUGUUA